Molecule: messenger RNA, 2536 nt
Organism: Poeciliopsis prolifica (blackstripe livebearer)
Lineage: Eukaryota; Metazoa; Chordata; Actinopteri; Cyprinodontiformes; Poeciliidae
Gene: cdc42se1
Product: CDC42 small effector 1
Exons: 5
Coding region: 309-632 (107 amino acids)
Biological process (GO): regulation of Rho protein signal transduction
Cellular component (GO): plasma membrane
Molecular function (GO): small GTPase binding
Source: RefSeq, a predicted model, not a curated record
GAAAAAGGCAGAGAGUCUGUCAGAAAGCUGCAGCUGGCUCAUGAUCUCACUCCUUCAGCCGCUCAUCGCCUCCCUGCCUGCUCCUCUCCGGAAGUUUGGAUUCCUACAUUUGAAUCUUCUGAGGAGUAAAUUUUAAUUUGCAUUUUCUGCCGGUGAGGAUUUUUCUCCUGAGGAAAUUUGUGGAUUUUCUUUUUUUCCCAUCUGAAGCCCCUGGAGUCCACCUGUAGAGUUUUAUUUUUUAAUCUACGGUGGGGGUUCUUCAGGGUUUUACCCUCUGACUGUCUACAUUUGUGUGGCUUUUUGUCUGGAUGCCCCAGGAUUACCCACAGACUGCAGUUCCUUCUCGGGCCUGCAGGGCGGCAGCAGAGAGCACCGGCCAGCCGCUGGACAGGCAGACCGUCGGCAUGAGCGACUUCUGGCACAAGAUGGGCUGCUGCGUGGUAGCCAAGCCUCCUCCGAAGAAGAACAGGAGGAAGAUCGACCGCAGCAUGAUCGGCGCGCCGACAAACUUCAUCCACCUAACGCACAUCGGCUCCGGGGAGAUGGGAGACGGCCUGCAGCCGUCAGGGUCUGUUCAGGAGCAGAUGAGGUCUAAAGGCCCCAACAUGAACUGCAGGAACAGCCUGUUAUAGCCGGAUUGUAUUGAAUUGACUCAGACCAGCUGACUGACCUCCUCCGCACUCUGAACCUCUGAGCCUGUCCUCCAUCAUCCAGCUUACGGCUUCAUCCCACUCUGCUGCCCUGCCGAAGUGUCACUGAGCAACAGCGGAACCGUUCUGACCUGCAUUUUAGAAUUAUUGAGCAAAUGUAAUCAUCAUAUUAAUAUUUUUUGUUUGUUUCUUUCGCCCUGGUCAGGUCUGAAAGUAGGUAGGCAGACAAAAAUUACACUAAUGUUAUUUUUGGGGGUUGAUUUGUCACCAGGUCUCUCAUCAGUAUUAAAUUAGAUGGAUCAUACCGUUAUUGUAUGAUCAAAAAUAAAUCUAAUCAGGAAUAUAAACACUGCAUUUAACUGCUGGUGAUUCUAAAUUUUCUAGAUGUUUUAUUCUUCUGAACUCUUACACUGCAAAAAAUGCAAAACAGACUUAAGUCUUUCUACUAGCUUCUGGUUCCAAUAUCUUAGUACACUUAAAAUAAGACAAAACUAACUUUUCUUUCACUAUUUAAAACUGGUUUUGUUGGCAGAUUAUUUCAUUUUUACCUUAAAAAGUAAUGAAACAAUCAGUGGAACUAGAUUGACCUAAAACAAGCUUCCAUAUCAUCCUGACAAGUUAGUUUGUUGGAUUUCAAGUGUACUAAGAUGUCAGUAGAACAACAACACUUGGUAAGAUUUUGUGCUUUUGCAGUGUAUUAUUCAGCGCCUGGUGUUUUGUCUGCUGCUCCCCAAUGCUAGACGUCUGGUGACAUCAUUGGACUUCAUUUCCCAGAAUCCUUCAGGUUGGUCGUCACCAUCAGGGUGCUCUGUGACGACAGACUCUUGUUUUAAGGAGACAGAAAAGUCCCUUUUCUUUUUUUGAUACACUGGACUGGAGUGUGUGUGUGUUUAGGGGGAGGCGUGUACGUGUGUGUGUGUGUGCUUUUAAUAUCUGAACAUUGUGGGGAACGUCAGUAAUUUUAUUUGUGGACAUUUAUGGUAAGUCUUCGGCCUCUGUCUUUAGAGAAACAGAUUUGAGGUCGCGGGACUGGAUGAUGUCAGCGGUGGCCUAUAAAAAGGUGGAAAAGAAGCACAGACAUGUGAAUGUGUGUGUCAUAGUGUUCCCAGUUUAGUAUAAACAACCCACAUGUCUGCAAGUUCUCUUUUAAUCUCAUGUCACUCUAAAAAGAGAAAUGUUCGGCCCAUUCCAGUGAUGGCUUGGGACGAGAAAAAUGUUUUUCGGCCGUCAAUGUUUAAGAUAUUUCUAGUAUUUUGAGACAUUUCAUGCUGCACCUGGUAGCGAACGUAGAGUUUGACUGCUUUAUGUUGUGAGUGCUUGACUUAAAAGAAAAUCUGUGUUAUUUGUAAUUUUAUGCUGUUUUUGGGGGAUUUAAUGUGUGAUAUUUGUUGAAUUUAUAUUGCUCGUUUCUUUGGUAUCUCACCCCAUCCUGAUUAUCUUAUUUUGCUUAUUUAGAUUUUUGUUUUAGAUUUUAGGCUUUUAAGUUUUUACAUGUCAAAAUUUCUGUAUUUCAUGUCUUGCGCAAAGUUUUGAACACUUUGAGAUAUUGUGAAACUGAAACUAUUUUGAGACACUUUGAGCUAUAAUAUUUACUUCAGAUGAUUUUUUAAAAAGCAAAAUAUAUUAAAUUUGUUCAGGUUUUAUGCCUUUUGGUUAAUCAGAUAGAUUAAUUACAGUGCUUUGUAAGAAUAAAAUCUUGUGCAGUGCCAAAUAAAACUGUACAGUCCCUUUGAAGCAAGUAUUUUUCUAAUAAUUGAAAAAGGUUUAUGUAAAUAUUUUUUAUUUUUCUUUUAUAUUUUGUACCUAUAUCAAGGUCCAAACGUGUCAACAGUUCAUUAAAACACCACAAAGACACAGAGAAGAAGAAUAAAAUAUGUAUAUGUUCA